CUGGUUAGGCCGGAGCCAGAGAGAGCCGGGGAGGAUCUGUUGACUUACUGUGCCAACCCUGUCUGAACCUGGUCUCCCAUUGAGGAAUGCUGGAUGUUUUAACUGAACGUUUUACCCGCUACCCGGCUUUGCUUUCACUUGACGACGAGGACGACCGGAGAGACGAAUUUUAUUUCUACAACACAGACACUUCUUCACUGAAGCAACAACCCUGUUUACAUCACAGUCCGUGCACUUCAUGGUAUUGCUAUGUGGAAGAUAACCUGAUCUCCCAAGUCUUGCCCUUUGGCCCAUCACAUGUCUGAGGACAGUGAUCCAAAGCACUACCUGUACUCAACUCUGGACGGGCGUGAUCGGAACCGGGAAAGGGUCGGCUUCCAGGCGGAGGAAGAGGAGCACUCUCCCUGCGGCACCAUCAGCCAACUUCACCGCAUGGCCAGCGGUUACAGCGAGGGUUGUGGCGGGCAGGAUGGCGUCGAACUGGCCUCCGAGGGGAGCGACAGCAGCCACGAGCACCCGGCCUCGCUGGGCUCCCCGCAUGAUGACAGGAAGCGGCCGCGCCCACCUUUACACGAGGAUGUGGAGAUGGGCUGCAGCGGCUCGAGUGGGAGCGGGACAGAAUCCCAUGGCAACGAGUCGCACGGCAAUGAGUCCCAUGGCAAUGAGUCUGUGGGCAGCUCGAAUGGCAAUGGCAAAGAUUCCGCUCUCUUGGAGUCUUCAGAGAGCAACAAGAGCUCAAACUCUCACAGCCCUUCGCCGCCAAGCAGCUCCAACGCCUUCAGCCUGGUCAGUUCCGAGCAGGACAACCCUUCAACCAGCGGCUGCAGCAGCGAACAGUCAGCCAAAGCUAAGACACAGAAGGAGCUGUUCAAGACACUGAAGGAGCUGAAGAUGCACCUGCCAUUGGAAAAGAGAAGCAAGGGCAAGUCCAGCACCGUCAACACGCUCAAGUAUGCACUGCGAUGUGUCAAACAGGUGAAAGCAAACGAGGAAUACUACCAGAUGCUGAUGAUCAAUGACAGUCAGCCACCAGGGUUUGAAGUCUCCUCAUACACCAUUGAGGAAAUCAACAGCAUCACCUCUGAAUACACCCUGAAAAACACCGAUAUUUUUGCCGUAGCCGUCUCCCUCAUCACGGGGAAGAUUGUUUACAUCUCGGACCAGGCGGCGUCCAUCUUGAACUGCAAGCGGGAAGUGUUCAACAACGCCAAGUUUGUGGAGUUCCUGACACCUCAGGAUGUCAGCGUGUUCUACAGCUUCACCACGCCCUACCGCUUACCCUCAUGGAGCAUGUGCACCGGAGCAGAAUCGUCUCCCACGGAGUGCAUGCAGGAGAAAUCCUUCUUUUGCCGCAUCAGUGGUGGUAAGGAGCGUGAAGGGGAUCUGCAGUACUAUCCUUUCCGUAUGACUCCGUACCUGAUGAAAGUCCAGGAUGCUGAGCUCGCUGAGGAACAGUUCUGCUGCCUCCUGCUGGCUGAGAGGGUGCACUCUGGCUAUGAAGCACCCAGAAUCCCUCCUGACAAGCGCAUCUUCACCACCACACACACACCUAACUGUGUGUUCCAGGAUGUGGAUGAGAGAGCUGUUCCUCUGUUGGGUUACCUCCCGCAGGACCUGAUCGGAACCCCUGUGCUACUCAAUCUGCACCCAAGUGACCGACCAUUAAUGCUGGCUGUGCAUCGCAAGAUCCUGCAGUAUGCCGGUCAGCCGUUCGAUCACUCCUCGAUCCGUUUCUGUGCAAGAAAUGGUGAGUACAUCACCAUCGACACCAGCUGGUCCAGCUUCGUCAACCCAUGGAGCCGCAAGGUCUCCUUUGUCAUUGGCAGGCACAAAGUCCGCAUGGGUCCUGUGAAUGAAGAUGUUUUUGCAGCACCAGCUUUCCAUGGAGGGAAGAUCAUGGACUCAGACAUCCAGGAAAUUAGCGAACAGAUCCACAGGCUGUUGCUUCAACCGAUCCACAACAUGGGCUCCAGCGGUUACGGCAGCCAUGGCAGCAACGGUUCCCAUGAGCAGCUGGUGAGCAUCAGCUCGUCCAGCGAGAGCAACGGGAACAUCACAGCAGGGAAGACAGCCGAGGAGACGGGCAAGGCCAAGCCUCCCAGGACGUUCCAGGAAAUUUGUAAAGGGGUCCACAUGCUGAAGAACCAGGACUCUCAGGUCUGCAUGCACUCCCCUUCCCCUUCACCAUCGCCGUCGCCAUCCAAGCCCGAGCAGAAGAGGACCGCUGACGUGCCACCUCAGAGGAGUCCAGCAGUGCGUCUGAAGGACUCUGCUCCCCCCCUGCAGGUCAGAGACAGUACGACAGCCAGCAUGGAGGACUUCCCCUGCAAAGACCAGACUGUCCACUCCUACCAGCAGAUCAGCUGCCUCGACAGUGUCAUCAGGUACCUGGAGAGUUGUAACAUCCCCAUCACGGUGAAGAGGAAGUACCAGUUCUCCUCCAACACCACCUCCUCCAACUCGGAUGAUGACAAGAAGGGCUUAGAGGAUACAAAUCCAGACCCUUUGAUGCUAGACGCACAGCCAGGCCUGUCAAACAUGAAAGCACCAAAGAAGCCUCCAUCUGGGGCAGCUGCUGUUGUGGGAGGCCCCCUGGCACCCCUCACCCUGCCUAGCAAGGCUGAGAGCGUGGUAUCCAUCACGUCACAGUGCAGCUACAGCAGCACCAUCGUCCACGUCGGAGACAAGAAGCCUCAGCCAGAGUCUGAGAUUAUUGAGGACGUGGCAGAGAGCCCCGCGCCCCCGGCUCUGCCCGUUAGCGUGGUGUCUCCGCCCAGCCAGGAGAAGGAGGCCUACAAGCGUCUGGGACUGACCAAACAGGUGCUGGCCGCACACACCCAGAAAGAAGAGCAGGCCUUCCUCACCCGCUGCCGAGAGCUCCGCAACGCCAGAUCCUUCCAGAAGGAUUGUUCCACAUACCUUCACAAGCAGAGAGAAUCAGCCAACGCUGAAGGUACACAAGAAUCAUCUGGACCACGAGGUGCUGCCAAACAGGGCACCACCAGGCCCGAGACUACUGCCAAGAAGGGCAUGCGCAACAGGAAGUCCAAGAAACCACGGAUGAAGCAUCCCGAUUCGUCAGACAGCGCUGUGUCAAACCGCAAACCCCGUCCCCCUCUCCAGGGUCUCAACCAAACCUCGUGGUCCCCUUCAGAGGCGUCCCAGUCAGCUUUUAAUGUAUCUUACCCAACCAUGGUGCCUGCCUACCCUCUCUACCCCCCAGCUCCCUCUGCCCCGGCUCAGGCCCCCCUCCCUGACCCCUCCCUUUCGGCUGGUUUUGGAGAUGGACAGAGCACCCAAGCCCCGCCUACUGCCACUCCAUUCCCUGCACCCAUUGUUACACCUGUGGUGGCUCUGGUGCUACCCAACUACCUCUUCCCCCAAAUAGGACAGUUAGGUCAGAUAGGACAGCUGGGGGCUGCUGCUCGACCAACGUUUUUCCCUGAGCAGACCCAGACGCAACCUGCAUACACUGCUCAGCAGCCUUUUCAGCCCGCGCAGUCGGCCUACACCAUGCAAACGCAACCGCCCUACACCAGCCAACAGCCGUUUCCCGUGCAGACUGCCUUUGCCCCCCAGCAGCCUUUCCAGCCAUCUCAGACCCCCUACACUACCCAGCAGCCUUUCCAGGCGCCUCAGACCGCAUACACUACCCAGCAGCCUUUCCAGGCGCCUCAGACUGCAUACACUACCCAGCAGCCUUUUCAGGCCUCUCAGACCCCCUAUACAACCCAGCAGCCAUUCCAGGCCCCUCAGACCACCUACACUGCCCAGCAGCCCUUUGCCGCCCAGCGUUCUUUCCCAGUGCAGACUCAGUUUGUGGCCCAAGCCCCGUAUCCAGCUCAGCCCUUCCCUUACAGCCUAGCCUCCGAGCCCCCCAAAGCGGCAGCGUCCCGCUCCUCCACCCCAGCUUCAGGAGCAAGGGAACCCGCAACGUCACCGCCGCUGUUCGAGUCACGUUGCAGCUCGCCACUGCAGCUCAAUCUGCUGAGCAUGGAGGAGGGUCAGCGCUCAGUGGAACGGCAGGACAGCACAGCGCUCUCUGCUGGAGGCCAGGGCAGCAGCACAGCAGCAUCAGGGGUAGCUGGAGCCUCCGGGGAGAAGAACGGAGGAACGGCCAAAGCUGAAAACCACCAACAGGUGGAGUCUCCAGGAGAUGGAGCUCACAGCGAUGGUAACUCCUCAUCCUGCGACUUGCUGGACAUCCUGCUGCAGGAGCAGGAGGACUCCCACUCCGGCACUGGAUCAGCCACCUCUGGCUCCAUGGGCUCAGGAUCAGGCUCUGGAUCAGGUUCAGGAUCUGGCUCAGGAUCAGGCUCGGGCUGUGGUACAUCAGCUAGUGGAGCUUCUGGCAGCAGAACAGGGAGCAGCAACACCAGCAAAUACUUUGGCAGUGUUGACUCUCUGGAACAGGACCCCAAGGCCAAGGCCAAGUUGAGAGGCGACGGAAGUUCUGAAGGCGGACAGUCGCAGGUGAAGAUCCUCGCCCAAGGGGAGGGAGACCAUUUCAUCAAAUAUGCUCUCCAGGAGCCUCUCUGGCUGCUGAUGGCCAAUGCUGACGACAAGGUCAUGAUGACAUAUCAAAUGCCAUCUAGGGACAUUCAGAAGGUUCUGCGAGAAGACAAGGAGAGGCUGAGACAGAUGCAGAAGAGCCAGCCUCACUUCUCGUCAGACCAGCGACGAGAGCUAGUGGAAGAACACCCCUGGAUGAGGAGAGGAGGUCUACCUGCUGCUAUCAAUGUGAAGGAGUGUGUGUACUGCAAAGAUGAAGAGACGACUCCCUUCGAGGAGGACCUGCCAGACAUGGAUAUGGGCGAGAUGGGCGAGGAACUAAGCAAAGAGAGCCAGAACCCCCAGAGCCAAUCAGAGCAUCAGCAGCCUCAACCAGACACUGGUUCCUGAACACACAAAACCGUCAGCAGGAGGACACGCUCAGCUAGCCAUGGACUCUCAUGACGAGCCCACACACACACACACACACACACUCACAGGACAAAUCCACACAGAACAGUCUGUUGCCAUUGUGGUGAACAUGAGGUUGUGUGCUGCUCCUGUGUGCGUGUGUGUGUGUGUGUGUUGUUCCAAGGACUACAGGACUGAAGUGCAGUUCUUAUCGAGUCCACACGGGGGCAGUAACACUUCACGAGGAACUUCAUAUGCAUGGCCCUCAUAUGGAGCUUUUACCAGCACACACACACACACUCUUAAUGAAAUGAUCUGGAGCCUCUGUGGUUAGUGACCUUUGACCUCCUGGAUAUAUUUUUUGUUUUCCAUCUGGUGUGUCAGAGGAUUUACAGCAGCAUUAAUUUAAUAGAAAGAGAAAUUAAAUAGUUGAUUAAUAUGAAAAUCUAUAUAUUUUGACAAAAUAAAUGUUAUUAAAUAAUUUUAAAAUUAGUAACAAACAGUCCAGCAUUGCUGUUUAAAUACUGCCAGACAUGUUUUUGUUGACCACGUGUUCCCAUUCAUUUCCCUCAACCCCCAGAAUUCCCUUGUUUUCCCAUUAACAACAGUAGCUCGUUGGAUGCUACAGUCCAGGUCACAGGGCAGGCAGUCCCGCCUUUUGUAUCACAGAUGAGUUUUUGUCUCACUGAUCUCCUCAGGCCAGAGUGUUUGAGCUAUUCAGGCACACAGCGGUCAUAGAACCCGACACAACCAUGACAAUCUGAGAGAUUGAUUUAAUAGAUAUUUAUUUUUUACCAGAUAUGUAUCUUGAAUAGAUUUAUUUAAAAGUUAAAGCCAAAUCCAUUCAGCUUAAAGACAGUACUCGUCUAUGAACAGUUUACAAUUAACUCCACAGUCACUUUACCGAACUGCAGCUUAAUUUAUCCGUUUCACAGAUUAACCUUGAAGUGUCAUAGAUCUCCUUAACCCACAGAUUAUGAAGCUGCUGAAAAAUGUUUUUCUUUUUUAAAACGGUCAACAUCAGAAAAUGAAGCAGAGGUUUACAGGAUGGUUUUACAAACUAACAAACAUUUCCUUUUCAACUUCAAUUUGUAUCUUUAAAUGACACUUUUUUUUUCUUUUUUAAAGAUGUAUCUAUGUUCAUUGCAGAAUGUUGCAACAUUUGAUAUACGGUGCAGCUCUACUACAAAAUGUCAUAUUUAGAACAAAGUAGUGCUGGGAUUUAUACGUUAUGCAAAAAUGACAUUGUCUCCAUUUGCACCCUUUUCAGAGACAUUUCCUUUGCUCUUUUUUUUUUUUUUAAACAUCUGUUUUUCUGGCAAAAUAGAAACACGGGCUUCUCGAACUUCUCCACCGCACCAAGAAACAAUGUUUUUCUUACAAUGCUAGCAUGUCUCAGAGGUGAGAAAUUUCAAUGCUUUUGGUCAAAGACUUGUGUGAUAAGCAGGAGGAAGCAGCAUUACAAUUGUAGCAAAUAAGGGGACCAUGUUGGGGCACAGUGAUCUUCUAAAGAACCCUGAGUUGAACAGAAAAUGGUGACAUGCACCCUUCGUCAUGUAACGUGGCGUAUUAAGGAAACUGUGAUCCAUGUUGGCUCAGUGUAAAUGGUGAGAGAACCGGGAACAACUCUGGUGCUACAGCAGAGAAACUGAAUGUAACACAGUCUGGACCAAGAGCGUCGCACACUUUUUUUUUUUUUCAUUUCUCGUUGACUUCUCAGAACCUUUUUUUUAUUGUUCUAUUUUUCUAUAUUUUCUCUUGUGUAUUUUAUUUUAUUUUAUUUUGUUUUGUUUGUUUGACAAAAGUAAGAGCAUGUAAGCGUCGCUGGAGACGGACCCUACCUCUAAUAAAUCCCAGGUCAUGUUACUGUAAGCAGAAUAUAACAUGUACACAUGUGGGCAAGGCGCAAUGGACAGAGUGGUCAGAUAAUGAAGUGAUUCCGAUGAGUAAUGGGAGCUGUGCGGACGCCCGUCACCACCUUUAGCAACUACAGCCUAUCUCUGUAUUUUGUC
This is a messenger RNA of Larimichthys crocea (large yellow croaker), 6914 nucleotides long. RefSeq names its product period circadian protein homolog 2. Bases 298 to 4902 code for a protein of 1534 amino acids. Gene Ontology annotation, cellular component: cytoplasm; nucleus. The transcript is spliced from 22 exons. Lineage: Eukaryota; Metazoa; Chordata; Actinopteri; Sciaenidae. Gene Ontology annotation, molecular function: transcription corepressor binding; transcription cis-regulatory region binding. Gene Ontology annotation, biological process: negative regulation of transcription by RNA polymerase II; circadian regulation of gene expression; entrainment of circadian clock by photoperiod. The record is from RefSeq and is a predicted model, not a curated record.